This is a messenger RNA of Fusarium musae, 1923 nucleotides long. RefSeq lists its product as uncharacterized. The coding region runs from base 1 to 1923 and encodes 640 amino acids. The transcript has a single exon. Lineage: Eukaryota; Fungi; Ascomycota; Sordariomycetes; Hypocreales; Nectriaceae. The record is from RefSeq and is a predicted model, not a curated record.
AUGCCCUUGUUCCGUCCUGAGUUGGGUAGCUUCGGUGCUCUGCUGGCAAGUUGUGCCAUCGACUUCACUCCCCAGCUCCAGAGUACUUUGACCAAGAUAUACGUUUUCAGUCCAUACCGUGAGUUGUACGACUAUGUUGUGCCGGCUCUCUUUGAAAGUGGCCAGUCACAUGCCGCGCGUGUCUGGAGAAAAAGGUUCAAUCUUUUCAAUGACCAUCCCAAGUCGCCCAAGUCCAUGCCUUUCUUGGAUUUCUUUUCUCGCUAUUUUUCCGCAAUCCAGCUCACGAAAGAAGAGUUGGCGGUACUCAAUGGAGACACCAGCAUUGGUGAUGGCGUUCGUACCAAUGUACGAAAGGUUACCCAGUUGGAAGCAAACAGUAGUUUUUUCAGCGACAGGUUUACAGCACGAUGGUUCGCCAGCUCUUGGACUUCUCCAGAGUUUGCGAUCAACCUGAUGCAUAAGAUUGGCCUCCGCACAAUUAGCUAUCAUUCGUUGCAAUCCAUUGCGUUGAGAGAAGAUGACGCCCGCGGAGUUGCUGAUCGCCUGACACAGCUCCGAAAGUUAGGGAUCGGAAUAAGAUCUGGAGCCUAUUGCGAUGCAAUCAUCUCCUUCGCGGAACGAGGCGAGGACGAAUUGCUCAGAACCCUUCUACACUGCGAUAUACACCCAGAAGAGUUUGGGAAUCCGGAGACGCGGUCAAUGCUACUUGCAUCUUCCGCUCAACAACAAGAUUGGGGAUUAGAGCGAUUACUCCAAGAGGUUGAAGGCGUGGCAGCUACUCCGGGACCAAGUAAGGACAGCAUCAUAUACAAGGAUCUCAAUAAGCACCUGAGUAUGGCUCUGUCCAUGAAACGUUUUGCGAAAGUCAGGAAUGUUGUCGAUAAGAUGGAAAGCUUGGAUGUAAGCAUGGAGCGGGAGAACUCGAAAGCACUCCUAAACCAUAUCUUUGAAGAUAUAGGCUACCAUCCAAAGCUCAACAAACCACAGCUGCUUGACCGAGCUAUUCAUCUCUCGUUGAGAGUGGCACGACAUGGUGUUGCCGUUCCUGUUCGAUACUGGCAGAUAUUGCUUUAUAACCUCGGACGUCUGGGACGCUUCAAUGAUCUAGAAGGCCUAAGUUACGGGAUAUGUGAACUCUAUAGGCCUGAGCCAGGGGGGUUGAUACCCGUGCAUUGGCAGGACCAGCCUCCCAACCCUAAUAUAAAAGCCGAAGAGUUGGACAGUGAGUCAGAGACCUGGUCUGAAUACUAUUCCUUCGCCGAUGGGAAGAAGAAAAGGAGCCAUUUUAAGGAGGAGUUCUGGAGAGCCGAAAUAGGCCCAUGCCAGAACGAGACAAAUCCAAAACAGAAACAUCACAAACGUUCGAAGAAUCGAAACGAUCCCAACCACGAACUCCGCAUACCAGCAGAUCUGCCAUUCACGAACAGACAACACCCCAUACAGAAGAUUUUCGAUGCCAGUCUGCAGCGCUCCAUAAUUCGAUGGGGCUUUGAUCAGACCUUGGCGCAACGGCCGAUCCCGCCUUCUCUCAUAAAUGUUAAGCCAGUAGGCAUCGCAGACUUUGACUUGGCUUGUGGUGUCCGCUUGCUGGCUGUGCUGAGAGACAAGGGUGUCUACGUUGAUCCCCAAAUAGUGCGAAGUACAGUGAUAUAUCGUCUCGCGGUGGCUCAAUUGCCCAUGAGACCCAGGGCUAGGGAGAGAGAUGAUAGAGAGCUCUCUCCAGCGAACAUGAAGCAACUAGUGGAAGGCGCCUGGGGCUCUCAGAUUCUCCCCAGUGAGGCGCAAUUGGCGUCGGAGAUCGAGAAGCAAAAACCUAAGUUGUGGAAGAGCUAUCCUAGGCUUUUCGAAAAAAGUUACGAUAACGAUGAUCGCAUUUCUUCUGAACCACACGCCUCGAGGACCAAAGAGAAAGGCUGGUUCUAA